This is a messenger RNA of Branchiostoma belcheri (Belcher's lancelet), 1502 nucleotides long. RefSeq names its product C-Jun-amino-terminal kinase-interacting protein 1-like. The record is from RefSeq and is a predicted model, not a curated record. Gene Ontology annotation, cellular component: cytoplasm. Gene Ontology annotation, molecular function: protein binding. The transcript is spliced from 13 exons. Gene Ontology annotation, biological process: regulation of JNK cascade. The coding region runs from base 12 to 1502 and encodes 496 amino acids. NCBI's taxonomy places the organism in Eukaryota, Metazoa, Chordata, Leptocardii, Amphioxiformes, Branchiostomatidae.
CAGUUAAAUGAAUGAUGGGCGAAAGAAGAGGAGAGACGGACUUUUCCACAGAAAUAUCAACUACAAAUCCGUCUAGAACCAAAAAUUUAUACAGGUUGUCAGGAAAGGUGAGUCUGGAUGACUCUGCGAGUGAGUUUUCGUCCCUGGACAGCUGGGAGCCGGACAGGCCCAGUCAGCUGGUACAGAGGACUAGCUUCUCCAACAUAUCAUUUAAAGGAGAAGACAAGACGACAGAUGAGAUUGGUGCUCAGAUGAGUCAGAUUGAUGAAGGACACAUCCAGCUAGACCUACAGGACUUCCCUGACUCACAGGGACAGGAGAGUCAUGGCAGACACAGCUUCAACGCAUUCGCUGAAGCAAGACAAGAGGAACAGGAGGUUCGACAGCCGCCAGUCAGAAAAAGAAGCAGCCACGGAUCCCGGCGGGGAAGGAAGCUGCCAGAAAUACCAACAUCUCGCAGACGGUCUCCCGCAACUGUACCUCCCAUGGUGGUUGGCAGCCUCCCUGAGUCAGAACCAGAGACGGACUCACAGCAGCCUGGCAGCAGGCUUCUGGACGAGGCACAGAUCCCCAGCACAGCCUUCAGCAGCACUAGCCUGGAAUCCAAGCCCUUCCUGAAGCCGCAGAACCCUUUCCUGGAAGACGCAGCCUCUCCCGCAGGCACUGAUGAGGAUACGGAGGAAGAGGUGGAUCCUAUCUUGAUGGUGGGAGCCUACACAGAAGGAAACAGCACAUUUUAUGACUCAGAGGAGCCGGACCCUGCAGUACCCAGUAUUGUCGUUAGGGGGAAAAAACGGGAACAGACUCACCGCGCCCUGUACCGUUUCAUUCCAAGACACCAGGAUGAGUUGGCGCUGAACAUAGCUGACCCCCUGUAUGUGGAGAGAGAGGCGGAGGACCUGUGGUUUGAAGGGUGGAACAUUCGCACUGAGAAGUAUGGAGUCUUCCCCAGCGCUUACGCCUACGAGGUCGGAACUGAGCAGGAAGAAAUCGGUUUCAGUGGUAAGGUGCAUGUAGACAGAUACACACUGAAGUUCCUGGGUUCUGUAGAAGUUCCGUAUCACAAGGGCAACGAUGUGCUGUGUCAGGCUAUGGAGAAGGUAGUGAAGGCUCGUAGGAUGACGUUACACACCAAACCGCCCCAGGUGUGUGCUGUGGACAUCAGUGAUAAAGGUGUGAAGAUGGUGGAGAACUCCAAUGGGCAGAGGAAGGAGGGUGCAAAGUGGGGAAAGCUGUUUGGUAGUAAGAAACUUCCAAGUAAUGGUGGACAAAACUACUUCUUUGCUCUGAAGAAUAUUUCCUUCUGUGGCUACCAUCCAAGAAAUAGCAGAUAUUUUGGGUUCAUCACCAAACACCCAGCAGAGCGCAGGUUUGCCUGCCAUGUCCUGGUGUCAGAGGAGUCCACACGGCCUGUAGCAGAGGCACUUGGGAGAGCCUUCAGAAAGUUCUAUGCUGAGUACAUGGACUACACCCACCCUACAGAGGACAUAUACAUGGAGUAA